Mucor mucedo is the source of this 579-nucleotide messenger RNA. RefSeq lists its product as uncharacterized. Lineage: Eukaryota; Fungi; Mucoromycota; Mucoromycetes; Mucorales; Mucoraceae. The record is from RefSeq and is a predicted model, not a curated record. Bases 185 to 475 code for a protein of 96 amino acids. The transcript has 4 exons.
UCAGUAUUAUCAAACUGACAGAAAAUGAACACGAUAAUGAGAUAAAAUGGUCUUUCUGUGUGACUUAUAAAAGGUGUACUCUUUUAUUUGUGUGAUCAUAUGCACUUGAAGAAUUUAUCUUGCGAUCACCAGCCCCCACCCCUUCUUUUUCUUUUUUUUUUCUUUUUUAUUUCGUCAAACAAAAAUGGAAGAACAUGAUAAUAUCGUAAAGAGCUUAAACAAUGACUUUAAAAAUGUCGAUAGAGCCUAUCAGACCAGUGAAAUGCGAGUAUUCGGUAAAAAUACAGGUCAGAUAUUUAGGGAACUUGAUGUGAUUAGAAGGAAACAGAUCGAUUUAGCAAGCGAUCAUGUAUCAUUAGAAGCCAUCAAUGAUAUACAGCCUCCACAUUUAGUGAAACAACCCCAUUCAGCCAACAAGAAUUUCGAGAAAAAAGAGGCUGUACUAAAAAGCAUGAUGGAAAAGGGAUCGCUUUAGAAGAAUUUCUAAACAUGAUUAUGUAGGACAAGAUACAUUAACAUCAACAGAUCAACAACGAGACAGACAAACACUAUAACUUAGUUUAUUUUAUUACAAGGGAA